AUGGCCAAGCAGCCCCCCCAGCUGACCAGCAGGGAUUAUGGCUCAGAUGACGCCGCUUCGCUGGGAAAAGGGGGGGGGGUGGAGACCCGCGGAACCAGGCAGGAGGGGCCAUGCUAUGCAAAUGAACACGCGCAAUUCAAAGAAGCCUGGACACGUCAGCGCGCCCAUAGGCCAGGUGAUACUCUAAUAGUUGAAGAGGACACAACCAAACCCAAGACUGAGUCACCUGUAGUUGCAAAAAGGAGUGUCCCUAAUUUUGUCAGGGGGGCAGUGCCUGUACUUGGAAGGAGGGCUGUUCCAGCAGAUAACUCUUGUCUCUUCACAAGCAUAUUCUAUGUGGUAGAGGGGGGCAUUUAUGAUCCAGCAUGUGCUCCAGAGAUGCGCAGUCUUAUAGCUCAGAUAGUGGCAAGUGAUCCGGAGUCCUAUUGUGAGGCAGUACUAGGGAAAACCAAUCAAGAGUACUGUGCAUGGAUCAGAAGAGAAGAUACAUGGGGAGGAGCCAUUGAAGUGUCCAUUUUGUCUAAGUUUUAUCAGUGUGAAAUCUGUGUAGUGGAUACACAGACAGUCCGAAUUGAUCGUUUUGGGGAAGAUGCUGGCUAUGCUAAGCGGGUCCUUCUGAUUUAUGAUGGGAUUCAUUAUGAUCCCCUUGAACGUAAAAUCCCGGACUCAGACAUCCCUCCCCUGACCAUUUUCUCAACAAAUGAUGAUAUUGUUCUUGCACAAGCAUUGGAAUUAGCAGAUGAAGCCAGACGAAAAAGGCAGUUUACUGAUGUAAACCGCUUUACGCUGAGAUGCAUGGUGUGCCAGAAGGGAUUAACUGGACAAGUGGAAGCCAGAGAACACGCAAAGGAGACUGGGCACACGAAUUUUGGAGAAGUGUGACAUCUGCUUGAGGAUGGUUACAUCACUACCUCACUGAUCCAGAAUAAGAUUCUGGGUUUUCAGAUAAGCUGUAUGUAAGCAUAAAAAGCUCCCUUCACAAAGCUUGAAAAGCCCUAUUAACUUAAUUAUUGAGACACACAGGUUUGUUAUGGUUAGUGUGCAGGUUUACAGAUAGGUAUACGGUAGUGAUGCUCUCUUCCCAACUAGUUUGAAAUAGGUAACUUAUUGCAUGCUGGAUUGCAUGCAGAUUUUAAAGUAAGUGGCAGCUGUUUUUGUUGUAUGUCAACAGCUAAAAGUCCUGAUUCCUGAAGAACCUUAUUUUCUGAUGGAGAAGCUGCUGAGACACAUGGCUGGACAUACACUUAAUACUGUACCUAGAGUUACAUAAAGACUUGCAGAAUAACACUGAAAUCUAAACUCUGAAUUAUGGGAUUGAGUUAGAAUCUUUCAGGACUUCUAAAAUGGUGUUAGUUUGGCAUUUAGAGUAAGAAUUACAUAACUUUUAUGCAAUUAAGCAAUGUUUUCAGCAGACACCUACAGUGAACACUUCCUAUAGAAUUGGUAACAAAGCUGUUCUAUAUUGUGUCAUAACGAAAGAAAGAAUACGCAGUCUGAUAGUAAAUUGAGAGAAAGCCUUCUUAAAAUGGAGUAGACAGUUAAAUGGCCAAUAGACUUAAUAUUUCCCCAUAAGCACUAUUUGAAAUGUAGUUUAGUUGCUUGAAAGUUAACUGUUAAUCCCUCAGUUUACACUACAUCAGGAUGUAGUUUCUUGAAAUACUUUGACCCAUACUAAUAUCUGUUACAGCAAGAAGGAAUUACAGUAGUUCAGAUUACAACUAGAUUGUAUUGAUUAAACAUUAAAUCUAGUUUUGCUUAAAUGUGGCUGAUCUUGUGGGCAUGGGAAGUGUUAAGCUGUACCAGGCUCCAAGUAUUAUGUUGGCACUUUUUAAUCUAUGGUUCUCAUUCUUUUAUAGGUCAAAGGCUUGUUCUUUUCAGAAAAUCAGAGCAUUUAUCCAAAAGGGAAAAACUUGAAGUUUCUUUGUAUUGUGCCAGAUAUCAUUUAACUUGCUAGAUUUCUCCCCAGUGAUUAAAUAGCAAGUUCUCAAUUUUAAUAAAGAAUAGAGCAGUUUUUCACAACAAAAUAAGCUAGGUAAAAUGCUCUUGAAGUGAAACAGGGAUGUUGAAACCUGUUAUACUAAAGAAGUAUCGCUUUAUGGGGGAUUGAUUGUGAGCUUAAUAUCAAGUGCUUUGAGAUCAUCUGAAAGAUGUUGUGGCUGUACACAAACAACUUUCUUUUAGAGUAAAUGCCUUAAGACACACAUGUUGAGGCAUUUAAAUUUUUAGCCUUGUUUUGUUACUUUGCUUACAGUUUGAGACCCCUUCUGGACAGUUGAGCAAGAGGGGAACAAAGAUGCAUCCCCUGCCCUGAUCCAGAAAAGCCUCCUGCUUAAGUAAUUUCCUGAAUUGGGGCCCUCAUGAAUCUCUAACUACGGGCAUAAUUCUAUGGUUCUCCGUGGAACUAGAAAUGUGAUUUUAGUUAUAUGUGCAUAGAUAUUUUGCUGUCUUAAGACCUAAAGAAAGCAGUACAUAAAUAAUAUCCACAAGAAUAUAAUGGACCAGAAUUAUUUUAUUCAGUAUUAAGUGACACUUCUCAUGUUUAUUAUAGAAAUCAAGUGAGCUGUCAUUGUUAAGCCCACUUAGCUUUUACACUUGUUUUUAAUGCUAGACUAGAAGCAGAUACUUAAAGCUAUUGUAAUGGGAGUGUAUUUCAUAUGCCUUUAAAUACUGUAUUCUAAAUAGUUGAGAUGAAGCUGAUUUGUGACUAGACCAAGGGACUAUCAGAGUCUAUAUUCUCAAUUUUGUCAGUGAAUGGUGAUAUACACUAGACAAAUUACUACACCUCACAGAGGUAUUGAGACUGUUUGAUAGUUUGUAAAGUGCUUUGAUGAAAGGUGCUACAUAAAUAUAAAGUACUAUUAUUCUGUGC
Molecule: messenger RNA, 2869 nt
Organism: Pelodiscus sinensis (Chinese soft-shelled turtle)
Lineage: Eukaryota; Metazoa; Chordata; Testudines; Trionychidae
Source: RefSeq, a predicted model, not a curated record